AUGUCACACAAAGCCCUAGAACACCGGCACCCCAUCGAUUCGUGCGCAUUUCAGCUCCAUAGCUGGAGACCUUUUCAGCUGCAUCAACAGACCACACCUACCUCCAAAGCCCUAGACUCCGAUCCCUCCCUCCCCAACCCCAAACCCUACAACUCCUCUUCCAAUGGCCUGGUGAUCCACACCAAGCGUCCCUGCCUAUCCAACCGAGCGACCUCGUUUUCAAUCGACGCCAUCGACAUGUCUCGGUUGACCUUGGUCGACGACGACAGGACGAUCUCCGGUGGCCAUCACAAUAGGCACGGCAGCUUUCGAUUCAUUGCGAAGAAGAGGCGGCGCCACGGGUCCCGGUCAGUUUCGGGUCGGAGCAGCGAUCGGAGUGGGACCCGGAGGUGCUGCUCGGUCGGGGCUUCGGCUGCGUACGGUACGUGCUCGGAUUUUCCGGUGGCGGUGGGUACGGACUCCAGUGGUGAGCUGUUUGGGAAUGGGGAUGCAAAUUGGGCAUCGGAUGUGAGUGAAGCUAGGAAUUCGAGGAAGGAGAGAGAUGGAGGUGGGAGUGGAGAGAAGGAGAAUCUGGGUAUUGGGUUUGGGCCUAUUGGGGGUUUUGAUGUUCAGGGGAAUGAGUCCGGGUACGGCAGCGAACCGGGUUACCGAGGGGAUGCGGAGUUCGGGUACGGCGAUGAGCUUGAUGAGGAGGAGGAGGAUACUCGUCUGUUGUUUUGGGGUGAUCAAUUUGGAGAUACUGAUUCCAUGAUGGAGAUUGUGGGGGAAAAUACAUUCGUCGAUCAAAAAUCUCAUCACAGAUGUCGGCGUAAGAAGCAUGACUGCAGAAUGGUUGAUUCGCUGAGGCAUCAGCUUUCUAUUGAGAAGGAUGUCGGCCCCUGGAUGGAAUCCGUGUAUGCAUGA
Messenger RNA from Prunus armeniaca (apricot), 903 nucleotides. The record is from the annotation of a GenBank genome assembly. NCBI's taxonomy places the organism in Eukaryota, Viridiplantae, Streptophyta, Magnoliopsida, Rosales, Rosaceae.